Molecule: messenger RNA, 7681 nt
Organism: Aptenodytes forsteri (emperor penguin)
Lineage: Eukaryota; Metazoa; Chordata; Aves; Sphenisciformes; Spheniscidae
Gene: CHD4
Product: chromodomain helicase DNA binding protein 4
Exons: 51
Coding region: 66-7469 (2467 amino acids)
Biological process (GO): RNA processing; negative regulation of transcription by RNA polymerase II; chromatin remodeling
Cellular component (GO): NuRD complex; chromatin; nucleus
Molecular function (GO): RNA binding; histone binding; ATP binding
Source: RefSeq, a predicted model, not a curated record
UACUGGCUUGACUGGCAAGAAGACGUCACCCUGUGUAAGCCCAGGCCUCCCCCAGUUCGGAGGACAUGGCAUCGGGCAUUGGAUCUCCGUCACCGUGCUCAGGGGGCAGCGAUGAUGAUGAGAUGGAGAUCCUGUUGAACAACGCUAUCCCCCAGCAUCCAGAACCUGAAGAAGAGCCAGAAGAAGAGCUGCUGUCAGAGGCUGACACCCCCAAAAUCAAGAAGAAGAAGAAGCCCAAGAAACUAAAGGAACCCAAAGUGCCCAAGCUCAGCAAGCGUCAGAAGAAGGAGCUGGGGGACAGCUCUGGUGAGGGGAAUGAGUUUGUGGAGGAAGAAGAGGAGGUUCUGCGCUCGGACAGCGAGGGCAGUGACUACACUCCUGGGAAGAAGAAAAAGAAGAAAUUAGGGCCCAAGAAGGAAAAGAAAAACAAAGCCAAACGCAAGGAGGAGGAGGAAGAGGAGGAAGAAGAUGAUGACUCAAAGGAGCCGAAGUCAUCUGCUCAGCUCCUGGAAGAUUGGGGAAUGGAGGAUAUUGAUCAUAUCUUCACAGAGGAGGAUUACCGCACUCUCACCAACUACAAAGCUUUCAGCCAGUUUGUCAGGCCACUUAUUGCAGCCAAGAACCCUAAAAUAGCAGUGUCGAAGAUGAUGAUGGUACUGGGAGCCAAAUGGAGGGAGUUUAGCACAAACAACCCCUUCAAGGGAAGUUCAGGUGCAUCUGUGGCAGCUGCUGCAGCUGCAGCUGUUGCAGUAGUGGAGAGCAUGGUGACGAAUGUGGAUGCUGUCCUGCCACAGCCCCCUGUAGAUGUGCCGCUCCGGAAAGCCAAGACAAAGGAGGGUAAAGGACCCAAUGCCCGGCGGAAGCCAAAGGCGAGUCCUCGUAUUCCUGAUAUCAAGAAACCUAAAACAAAGAAGGUGGCACCUUUGAAAAUCAAACUGGGAGGAUUUGGUUCCAAGCGUAAAAGAUCAUCUAGUGAAGAUGAUGAUCUGGAUGUGGAGUCAGACUUUGAUGAUGCCAGCAUCAACAGCUACUCUGUUUCAGAUGGAUCUACAAGCCGUAGUAGCCGCAGUCGCAAAAAACUCAAAGCUGGGAAAAAGAAAAAGAAAGGUGAGGAGGACUCCACAGUGGCUGUGGAUGGUUAUGAGACUGAUCACCAGGACUACUGUGAGGUGUGCCAGCAGGGAGGAGAAAUUAUACUGUGUGAUACCUGCCCUCGUGCCUACCACAUGGUUUGCCUGGACCCAGACAUGGAGAAAGCCCCAGAGGGCAAAUGGAGCUGCCCACACUGUGAAAAAGAGGGCAUUCAGUGGGAAGCAAAGGAGGAUAACUCUGAAGGUGAGGAAAUCCUGGAGGAUGUUGUGGGGGAUGCUGAGGAAGAGGAUGACCACCAUAUGGAGUUCUGCAGAGUCUGCAAGGACGGAGGAGAGCUGCUGUGCUGUGAUGCCUGUCCUUCAUCCUAUCACAUCCACUGUCUGAAUCCCCCGUUGCCAGAGAUUCCCAAUGGAGAGUGGCUGUGUCCUCGCUGCACUUGCCCAGCUUUGAAAGGAAAGGUGCAGAAGAUCUUGAUCUGGAAAUGGGGUCAGCCCCCGGUUGGCCCCCCUCCCCCACGUCCACCUGAUGCAGACCCUAACGCUCCUCCCCCUAAGCCUCUGGAGGGUCGGCCUGAAAGGCAGUUCUUUGUCAAAUGGCAGGGCAUGUCCUACUGGCACUGCUCUUGGGUGUCAGAGUUGCAGCUGGAGCUGCACUGCCAGGUCAUGUUUCGUAACUACCAACGCAAAAAUGAUAUGGAUGAGCCACCCUCAGGGGACUUUGGAGGGGAAGAGGAGAAAAGCCGAAAGAGAAAAAACAAGGACCCCAAAUAUGCUGAGAUGGAAGAGCGCUUCUAUCGAUACGGGAUCAAGCCUGAGUGGAUGAUGAUCCACAGGAUCCUUAAUCAUAGUGUGGAUAAGAAGGGGAAUGUCCACUAUCUGAUUAAAUGGAGAGACCUACCCUAUGACCAGGCAUCCUGGGAAAGCGAAGAUGUGGAUAUCCAAGAUUAUGACCUCUACAAGCAAGCCUACUGGAAUCACAGGGAGCUGAUGAGAGGUGAAGAGGGCAGACCUGGUAAGAAGUUAAAGAAAGUGAAGAUGCGGAAACUGGAAAGGCCCCCUGAGACUCCCACGGUAGAUCCAACAGUGAAAUAUGACCGGCAACCAGAGUACCUCGAUGUAACAGGGGGGACCUUGCAUCCCUACCAACUGGAAGGACUAAACUGGCUGCGCUUCUCUUGGGCCCAGGGCACAGAUACAAUCUUGGCUGAUGAAAUGGGUCUAGGAAAGACUGUGCAGACAGCUGUGUUCCUAUAUUCCUUAUACAAAGAGGGCCACUCAAAGGGUCCCUUCUUGGUGAGUGCCCCACUGUCCACGAUCAUCAACUGGGAACGAGAAUUUGAGAUGUGGGCCCCAGAUAUGUAUGUAGUGACCUACGUUGGGGACAAAGACAGCCGGGCCAUCAUCCGUGAGAAUGAGUUCACUUUUGAGGAUAAUGCUAUACGUGGAGGCAAAAAAGCAUCCAGAAUGAAGAAGGAGGCUGCUGUGAAGUUCCACGUGCUUCUCACCUCCUAUGAACUGAUCACAAUUGAUAUGGCCAUACUAGGCUCUAUUGACUGGGCCUGUCUCAUUGUGGAUGAAGCUCACAGACUGAAGAACAAUCAGUCUAAGUUCUUCCGUGUGCUGAACGGUUAUUCCCUCCAGCACAAGCUGCUGCUUACAGGAACUCCUCUGCAGAACAACCUAGAAGAACUGUUCCACCUGCUGAACUUCCUAACGCCGGAGAGAUUCCAUAACUUGGAGGGCUUCCUAGAAGAGUUUGCAGAUAUUGCCAAGGAAGACCAGAUCAAGAAGCUGCAUGACAUGCUGGGCCCACACAUGCUGAGGCGUCUCAAAGCUGAUGUUUUCAAGAAUAUGCCAUCUAAGACGGAACUCAUUGUCAGAGUGGAGCUGAGCCCCAUGCAGAAGAAAUAUUAUAAAUACAUUUUGACAAGAAACUUUGAGGCACUGAAUGCACGGGGUGGUGGUAACCAAGUCUCCUUGCUCAAUGUUGUUAUGGAUCUGAAGAAGUGCUGUAACCACCCCUACCUCUUUCCUGUGGCUGCUAUGGAAGCUCCAAAAAUGCCAAAUGGCAUGUAUGAUGGUAGUGCCCUUAUUCGAGCCUCUGGAAAGCUGUUGCUGCUCCAGAAGAUGUUAAAGAACCUUAAGGAAGGAGGUCACAGAGUGCUCAUAUUCUCUCAGAUGACUAAAAUGUUGGACCUUCUAGAAGACUUUUUGGAACACGAAGGGUACAAAUAUGAGCGGAUUGAUGGAGGAAUCACAGGGAACAUGCGACAGGAGGCUAUUGAUCGCUUCAAUGCUCCUGGUGCUCAGCAGUUCUGCUUUCUGCUUUCAACUCGAGCUGGGGGUCUUGGUAUUAACUUGGCCACAGCAGAUACUGUGAUUAUCUAUGAUUCAGACUGGAACCCCCACAAUGAUAUCCAGGCCUUCAGUCGUGCACACAGAAUUGGACAGAACAAGAAAGUGAUGAUAUACCGCUUUGUGACAAGGGCCUCAGUGGAGGAGCGUAUCACUCAGGUGGCCAAGAAGAAAAUGAUGUUAACUCAUCUGGUAGUGAGACCAGGGUUGGGCUCCAAGACAGGCUCCAUGUCCAAACAAGAACUUGAUGACAUUCUCAAAUUUGGCACUGAAGAGCUCUUCAAGGAUGAGGCUACUGAGGGGGGGGAUAACAAAGAAGGUGAGGACAGCAGUGUCAUCCACUAUGAUGACAAAGCAAUUGAGCGUCUGUUGGAUCGGAACCAGGAUGAAACAGAAGAUACAGAACUUCAGGGUAUGAAUGAGUAUCUCAGCUCCUUCAAGGUGGCCCAGUAUGUGGUUCGCGAAGAGGAGAUGGGGGAGGAAGAGGAGGUUGAACGAGAGAUCAUUAAGCAGGAGGAGUCAGUGGACCCUGAUUACUGGGAGAAACUGCUGCGUCACCAUUAUGAACAGCAACAGGAGGAUCUGGCCAGGAAUCUGGGCAAGGGCAAACGUAUUCGCAAGCAAGUCAACUACAACGAUGGCUCGCAGGAGGAUAGAGACUGGCAGGAUGACCAGUCAGAUAAUCAGUCAGACUAUUCAGUUGCUUCUGAAGAAGGAGACGAGGACUUUGAUGAGAGGUCUGAAGCUGCAUUUCUCUCUUCAGCAGCUCGUCGGCCUAGCCGGAAAGGCCUGAGAAAUGAUAAGGAUAAGCCUCUGCCUCCCUUACUUGCCCGUGUGGGAGGGAACAUUGAGGUCUUGGGUUUCAAUGCCCGCCAGCGGAAAGCCUUCCUCAAUGCUAUCAUGCGCUAUGGAAUGCCACCCCAGGAUGCCUUCACCACUCAGUGGCUUGUUCGGGACCUCCGUGGCAAGUCAGAGAAAGAGUUCAAGGCCUAUGUCUCGCUGUUCAUGCGCCAUUUAUGUGAACCUGGAGCUGAUGGUGCAGAGACCUUUGCAGAUGGGGUCCCACGGGAAGGUCUUUCUCGACAGCAUGUCCUUACUCGCAUUGGGGUCAUGUCACUUAUACGCAAAAAGGUGCAGGAAUUUGAGCAUGUGAAUGGCCGUUGGAGUAUGCCAGAACUGGCAGAGAUAGAGGAGAACAAGAAACUUUCACAGCCAAGCUCACCCUCUCCCAAAACUCCAACUCCUUCGACACCAGGGGAUACACAGCCAAAUACACCUGCCCCUGUCCCUCCACCUGAAGAAGGAGUAAAAGUAGAAGAAGGAGCCAGUGCUAAGGAGCAAGGAGAGUCAUCUGAACCAGAGAAGGAGCUCAGUGCCUCUGCUACUGAAACAGAGGUCCCUAUGGAGCAGUGUGCCCAGCCUGUGGAGACACCGCCACAGGAAGCAAAAUCCCCGGUGAACCCCACAGAAGCAGAUGAAAAAAAAGUAGAGGAACAGGAGGUGAAGGAAAGACCAGAUGAGCCAAUGGAAGUAGAAAGCAAAGCUGAUGUGGAGAAAGUGGAAGACAGAGCACCUAUUGAGAAUCCCCCGGAACCUCCUGUAAUCACUCUGGAUGAGAAAGAUGAGAAAAAGGAUGAUGAUAAGAGAGAUGUGGUGAUGCUGCAGAAUGGAGAGAUGCUGAAAGAGUCAGUAGAUGAAAGGCACAAGAAGGCAGUAAAGCAGCGCUUCAUGUUCAACAUAGCAGAUGGUGGUUUCACUGAACUACACUCCCUGUGGCAGAAUGAAGAGCGGGCUGCAACUGUCACAAAGAAGACCUAUGAGAUCUGGCAUCGGCGUCAUGACUACUGGCUCCUUGCUGGGAUUAUCAAUCAUGGCUAUGCCCGUUGGCAGGAUAUUCAGAAUGAUCCACGUUACGCCAUCCUCAAUGAACCCUUCAAGGGUGAGAUGAACAGGGGUAACUUCCUGGAAAUAAAGAAUAAGUUCUUGGCGAGGAGAUUUAAGCUCCUGGAGCAAGCGCUGGUGAUCGAGGAGCAGUUGCGGCGAGCUGCCUAUCUGAACAUGUCAGAAGACCCAACUCAUCCAUCUAUGGCUCUGAACACACGUUUUGCAGAGGUGGAAUGCCUGGCUGAGAGCCACCAGCACCUAUCCAAGGAGUCAAUGGGAGGAGGAGGAGGAGGGCGAGAGCCGGCAGUUAAAGAGCAGGUAUCCCCACAGAAGGAGAAACAUGCCGUAAAGGCAGCAGGACAAACCCCUCGUGGCCGGUCUGGCUUCAGUGAUGGCAAUUCAAAAUGGCUGGCGCUGGCCAAAGCCAAGAAAAUCCCGUCUAAAGGAAACAACGUGGAGUUAUCCAGCGAUGGUGAGGUGGAAGAGGGCAGCUGGGAGAUGGAGGAGGAGAAUGGGAGCAGCGAGGAGAUGGUGGAUGAUUAUGGUGCCUCAUCAUCAGAGGAAGAAGAGUUGCUGCCUAUUGAAAAAGCUGCCCUGAAGCAGAAGUUUGACAGGGGAGGCCUCAGUGAAGAUGACAGUGAAGAGGAGGAGGAGGAGGAGGCAGCAGAGGAGGCAAGCAGGCAGAAAAUGGGACAGAAGGAGGAAGAGAGCCCGGAUCUGCAGCUCAACCUGGAUAUAGACGAACAAUUUAAACUGCCAACGAAUGAACAGAUUGAGAGAGAGGCUGCUGAGCCACCUGACCUGCACAUCAUUCACCAGCGCAUCAAGGGCAACAUGGAGGUGCUGCAGGACUUUGUGGUGAAGCGGGAGGAAGGACGCACGCGACAGGAGUACCUCGCGUUGUUGCGCCGGGACAUGGCUGCCUACUAUUCCUACAGUGACUUCUUGCUCAUGAAGCUCAUGGACAUCUUCCCACUCCCUGAGCUGAUAAACUUCCUGGAAGCCAAUGAGGUUCCCCGCCCUGUGACCAUUCGCACCAACACACUCAAGACGCGGCGACGGGAUCUGGCGCAGGCUCUAAUCAACCGUGGUGUGAAUCUUGACCCCUUGGGGAAGUGGUCGAAAACGGGACUUGUUAUUUAUGACUCCUCUGUGCCCAUCGGUGCCACCCCUGAGUAUCUGGCUGGGCACUACAUGCUGCAAGGAGCCUCCAGUCUCCUCCCUGUCAUGGCUCUGGCUCCACAGGAGAACGAACGCAUCCUGGAUAUGUGCUGUGCCCCAGGAGGCAAGACCAGCUACAUAGCUCAGCUUAUGAAGAACACGGGUAUGAUCUUGGCCAAUGACAGCAAUGCUGAGCGGCUACGUAGCGUGGUAGGGAACUUACAUCGGCUGGGAGUCACCAAUGCUGUAGUGAGUAACUGCGAUGGACGCCAGUUCCCCAAGGUGCUUGGAGGGUUCGACCGUGUCUUGCUUGACGCUCCUUGUAGCGGAACAGGCGUCAUUUCCAAGGAUCCUGCUGUCAAAACCAACAAGGAUGAGAAAGACAUCCUGCGCUGUGCUCACCUGCAGAAGGAGCUGAUUCUUAGCGCUAUAGAUUCAGUCAAUGCUGCCUCAGAGACAGGGGGUUACAUUGUCUACUGCACUUGCUCCAUCAUGGUGGAGGAGAAUGAGUGGGUUGUGGAUUAUGCCCUGAAGAAACGCAACGUUCGUUUGGUGGCCACAGGCCUGGACUUUGGCAAGGAAGGCUUCACCAGGUUCAAGGACCGUCGCUUCCACCCCUCCCUCAAGUCUACGCGGCGUUUCUAUCCCCACACGCAUAACAUGGAUGGGUUCUUCAUUGCCAAGUUCAAGAAAUUCUCUAAUGCCAUCCCCCAGGCACAAAAAGAUGAAGAACCUGCUGUGGAAGCAGCAACUCCGUCCGCUGUCCCUGAUACCGUCAUGGAGCCUCAGCUAAAAAAGAAGAAACUUGAGGGGUCAAAAGUUGACAAAGAGCAGAAGCCGCCACAGCCUGCUUUGAAGAAGAGACAUUCAUUGCAGGCACAGAGGAGACCCUUGAAGGCUGGCCAGCCUUCUCCCAAAAUGAUGCGUCCUCAAGUCCCUACCAGGAAGAAGCAUAGAGUGAAACCGACUGGACGGUGAGAGGAACUGCUUUUCCAGGUGUUGGUCCCCUCCUUGGAGAGCAAAGGCUGGGGGCUGCUGCAGCUAUGCGUGUACCACCUUGUCUUUCCUGCUCUGUGCAGAUAAUCUCUGCAGCACUGAGCGCUUGGGACAGCUAUAGCCCCAUUUGCUCCUUUCCCUCUGCAUCAAGGACUGAUGCACUGACCCAUUAAAAGUUUUAUACUCUUGCUCAA